This is a messenger RNA of Carya illinoinensis, 764 nucleotides long. RefSeq lists its product as uncharacterized. The transcript has 3 exons. The record is from RefSeq and is a predicted model, not a curated record. NCBI's taxonomy places the organism in Eukaryota, Viridiplantae, Streptophyta, Magnoliopsida, Fagales, Juglandaceae. Bases 92 to 436 code for a protein of 114 amino acids.
GAACACAAAUAAGCAAGCCUUCUUUCUUCCGCCCAAAACUUCACGGAAAAAAGAAAAGAAAAAGAAAGGGUUCUAGCUUACAUAUCUUGAUAUGCGUUGCACAAUGGCGGGCAAGUGGGUUCCAAGCUCAGAACAAGAAACAGUCAAGGAUGAGCUGAGCGUGUUAACCAUGUCCGACCACGACAUCAUGAACCAUAUUCAUGCAACCCAUAUUCCGGGGGAUGAAAAAUUUGAUGUCGACUCUCUUUUCCUUUUCGCUGAGAACAUCCUUAAGCGUGCCUCCCUGAUUAUUGACAAUGUUGCCCUGGACUUGCUGCACGGUACAGAAGCACACCGGGAGAGCCUGGACGACAUGAUGAGCCCCAAAGCGAGCUUUAAUCCGCCGUUGUGUACACUGAAGCGAAUUUCCGGCGAGGUGACUAUAAAAGGACAGUGAUUUUUUGUUUCCUAGCUCCUAGCAUUUCCAUUAUAUACUAGCUAAUAUAGUCAUCUGAGAUUCUGAACGCACCUACUUAAACAUAUUUAGUAUUAUUUUAUACUUUUUUGAGUGUUUUUUUUUUCCCUUUAUUUUACAUAUUUUAUCGCCUGGACAUCUAGGACUGGUAGAUGGAAAUCUUUCAGAAUUAAGCAUAAGUGUAGUUAACAUGAUCAAUCCUAAAGUUUGACCUCGAAUUCACAGUGAGACUCGUUAAAAAUUCUUCUAUAUAUGUGAGUUGUAGAAGGUCUAUAAUUUUGACAUCCAAAACUCUAAAGAAACGGCUUUU